AUGGGCGGGUGGUGGACGCGAAAAGGCGGAAUGGCCACCGGCGGCGCCCGCUCGCCUAGCGAAGUGGCCUUUGUGUACAGGACGAGCACCUGGCACGGCACUCCGAAAUUGACUGAGGCCGGUUGGCAGCGCGGACGUAUUUAUGCGCGCGCAUAUGCGGAGGGCGGGGUGGAGGGGGGCGUACCGCUCGGCUCCAUUCACAGCGCCCGCCACAACGAGUCACCCCACAUCCCGCGGCCCAUUACCCUAUUAGACCAAGGAGUCCGCAUUCCCCCAACUGGUUACCCACGAUGCGAAAUUGCAAUCAUGGGUUCCUGGUGGAAAAGUACCUCCGUGCUCCUACCAACCGUGGCAGACGGCGCGACGGUAAAAAUU
Messenger RNA from Iphiclides podalirius (scarce swallowtail), 375 nucleotides. NCBI's taxonomy places the organism in Eukaryota, Metazoa, Arthropoda, Insecta, Lepidoptera, Papilionidae. The record is from the annotation of a GenBank genome assembly.